GAUGCACUAUGCAGUAAAUUUUAGCUCAGUCACAAUGUGCCUUCAGUUGUGAACAGUUGUGUUAUAUGUUUCUGCUUAUUUUUUCAUAGUAAUUCAUUGUUCUCUAUCUUUAUUUUUCUAAGACACUCUUACAAACGGAAUAGGAAAUGGUCGGGGAGAUCUUUCGUGAAGCAGGCAGUGCGUUCAAUAAGUUGUCGGAAAUGACGAUGCUGUUACAUCCAGUCGGAGAUUCACAACCAGGUGGCAAAUGGACGGAAGAAGAAAUUGAGAUGCUACGAUCUUGCAUCCAUCGUUUUGCCGUCGAUCUCAAUAAACUCAGCCAGCACAUCAAGAGCAGAACAGUAUCUCAAAUCCGCACAACACUAAAAAAGAAGGCUUUCGAGGACGCAGGUAUACCAGUACGUCAGGUUAGCAACUCAGUGAACAACGUACCGCAAACAACACAGGUAGUCUCGUCCCUGAGCCUCCUUCGACCGAACAUAUUAGGAAAGAACGCCGAGGUGACACUGAACAUGUUAAACGCCCCUGAGAACGAAGUAGAUGUCGAGGGUCUAAAUAACGACGUCAAGCUGGAGUUCGAAGCGGGAAAUGAAGAAGUGGCCACCUGAAACCUGCUUUGCUUCACGAAGGAUCACCCUGGGGUGAUGGACUAACCAUGGCACUGUGACUCUAUUUCUUUUCAGUUUGAAACAAAAGCAUUAGUUACUUCACGUAUGCAUCUUGCAGCUUGCAUAUUGGAAGUUCCAUCGUUAUGAUAUAUUACGAAUAUGUUUUUUAGUUAGAUUUAUUUUAUCGAUAUUGCACCGAUGUGAUUGUAAUUAGAAUCACAAUUAUAUUGUUAAGCCCCAGUGCCCAUGGUUAGUAUAGUUGUAUGUCGAGAUGGAUCGUUUAGAUUUUUUGUUUAUGUUUUAAUUUGCAAUUAUAAUUUACUGUCAUUAAAUUAGUUUUAUAUAUUUGUUUAUUUUUUAUCCCUUCCUUUUUUUUAAUCCCCUUCAUUAUUUUUUAUCCGAUAUUUUUUUUUUAAUCCUCUUAAUAUUUUUGUAUCCCAUUCUAAUUGGUUUCAUGUCCUUUAUUAUGUUUUUAUCCCAUUAAUUUUUUCCAUCCCCGUAAUUUUUUUUACAAUACGGAAUACUGAUUGAAACGCAAUAUUUUUACCUUUUUAUACAAUUAUUUAUUACCUUCUAAAGUAAGAUUGGUUGAAAUUUAUAUUUUUUGUAAGUAUGUACGUUUGGUAGUUUAGUGUAGUGAUGCCUUUACUGCCUUAACGUGUAGGAUUAAUUAAUAAUAAGAUAGAAUUUAAAUUUAUAGAUUUGCGUAGAUUUUAUUUUAUUACAUUUUUAUUUCUGCCUUUCGACCUCUUUGAGUCACUACUAAAUCUUCGUCUUCGUACUUAAUUUUAACCUAUAAUCGCCUUCAUUAGUUAGUUCGAAUCCUGUUUCUUGUAGUUGUAGGUUCUGAUAACAUCUGAAGCCUGGUAGGGGCGUGCGAAUGGUCGUUGCGAGUGGUCGUUGUCAGUGAUUGCUAUUUUGAUUCGUUAGGCGCGCAAAAAGGCGUGGUCGGUUUAAAUAAAAUUUGCUAACGUUCAUUUGCAUAAAGUCGCCUAGUGCCGUGUACCUUCCAGGUGUACCUUCUAUACAAUGAAUGCUAGCAAAAUUUAAUUAAGACCGUAUCAUUUACAACAUCUUGCAAUAUAAAUCAAACACUGAUAGCGGUUAGUCGACGUACGAUGGCAUAGGAAGAGAAAACAUACCUCAUUUAAUUCUAUUGAAAAUAAAUACCUCUAAAAUUUAAAAGCAAUAAACCACUGUUGCCUCAUACGAAUAAGUUGGAUUCGGACUACCUCAUAUAUCGGUAAUGUCAGUUAGAUUAAUCGGUUAGGUUAGGAAAAGGUCGCGACAUCGACAUUUUUACACCCUCGAUUUAGCCCUUUUUAAGUACUUUUAAUAUCCAUUAGCUAACAUACUCGCCAAUAAUUUAAGAUUUUGCCUAAUAUUAGAUAGUUUACCUACAUUGGUUUCCUGCUCCUUUAGUGCGGUUCAGUUAUCUCCCAAGUUGUGUGAAUACCUAGAGACAAAGCUGCAACGUUCGAUGUCUUUAUGAACAUAAAUUAUAUUUUGUAUUUACUUUUCUCGCGAAUCGUGUUCAAUGUGCCUACAACACACAGAAGAUAUAUUUAUUAAAGCUGUUAAAUACUGUUAUAUAUUAAUACCAUCGAGACGCCUUAAACGAAACACUUUAAUUGGAGACCUUUUCCACCGUGCCUCUAUUUUUUUAUUAUUUCGCAGCGUAAACUAUAGAUCUUGGAUGAGGUCGUUAUAGAUUCAAAUUAUGAAAAAAUCGUAAACUAUUUAUUUCGUGUAUUUAUAUUUUUUUAAAUUUAGUUCUUAACAUUGCAAGGUCUCUAAUUAGAUUGUUAUUGUUGUUAGUAUAAGGAUAGGCUAUAGGUUAGAUUCCAUAUCUUAAGUAGAUAUUCAUUACUCCAGUUUUUCACUGACGUCUUCCGAAGUUCUGAGAAAAGCUUUCUUAUUACCCCGUAAGCAUAUUCUGUGCUCCAGACUAAAUCUGUUAGGCAUGAAUAUUGUAAUUAAUUAUAUUGUUGGAUUCAAUUUGUCCAAUCAUCUCUACAGCAAUAGUACAGGUUCCUAUUUUCUUACUACUGAAGUCGCAUUUUUCAAUUGGUUCAAAAGUAUGCUAUGACUAGAUUAUAUUACAAAUUCGUUUAUAUGUUUAGAUAUUUGACUACAGUUUAUGUUUGAUCACGUAAUCUUUAUUAAUUUUUAUUCGCAAUAAACCGAAAUAAGACAUUUUAUAUCUAGUCCUUAAACGAAGUAGAGAUUAAUGGACAACUUGCUAGGUAUAAUUUAUAAAUCUUCAUAAUAAUAAAAAAUACAAAAAAUUAAAAAAUCUAAAAAACAAAAAAAAAAU
Messenger RNA from Pieris napi, 2925 nucleotides. RefSeq names its product chromatin complexes subunit BAP18-like. Lineage: Eukaryota; Metazoa; Arthropoda; Insecta; Lepidoptera; Pieridae. The record is from RefSeq and is a predicted model, not a curated record. Gene Ontology annotation, cellular component: NURF complex; MLL1 complex. The transcript has 5 exons. The coding region runs from base 147 to 608 and encodes 153 amino acids.